Molecule: messenger RNA, 1748 nt
Organism: Anopheles nili
Lineage: Eukaryota; Metazoa; Arthropoda; Insecta; Diptera; Culicidae
Product: cytochrome P450 6d3-like
Exons: 2
Coding region: 76-1560 (494 amino acids)
Molecular function (GO): heme binding; oxidoreductase activity, acting on paired donors, with incorporation or reduction of molecular oxygen; iron ion binding
Source: RefSeq, a predicted model, not a curated record
AACUUGACCACGAAGCGUGGUAUCAGUCAGCGUGUACAACCAGAUCAUUUGACUCACACUGUGUGCGCUGAGACAAUGUUUAUAUACACGAUCGGGCUCGUAGCGUUGUUGCUUUUCAUCGGCCUGCGCUACGUCUACUCAUAUUGGGACUGGCAUGGCCUUCCCAACAUUAAACCGGAGAUUCCUUUUGGAAACCUAAAAAUAGUGGCUGAAAAAAAGUGCUCAUUCGGUGUCGCUAUUAACAGCCUGUACAAUCGCUCGACCGAGCGUCUAGUGGGCGUGUAUUUGCUCUUUCGUCCAGCAAUCCUCGUACGCGAUGCCCACCUGGCGAAGCUGAUUAUGGUGAACGAUUUCCAGCACUUCCACGAUCGCGGUGUGUAUUGCAACGAACAGUCGGAUCCACUUUCGGCACAUAUCUUUGCACUGCCCGGUCAACGAUGGAAGAACUUGCGUGCGCGGCUAACGCCGACCUUCACCUCUGUUCAAUUGCGCAACAUGAUGCCUACGCUGCUGGACGUCGGCCGUAAGCUGCUUGAUCACAUGCACACACUUGAGAGCGAAACGAGUUUGGUGGAUAUGCGUGAUGUGUCUUCGCGAUUUGUGUUAGACAUUAUCUCGUCCGUAUUCUUCGGGCUUGAGUCGAAUUGUAUUCACGACACGAAAGACCCUUUCCUAACGACAUUGCAACGGGUGAACAGAGCCGGAAACUUUAUCGACAACAUACGCACGGCUGGCGUGUUUCUCUGUCCGAGUUUGCUGAAGCUAACGAGGCUUAGAUCGAUCCCACCGGAGCUGUACACGUUUGUCAUGGAUCUGAUCCGGUACCAGAUCAGCAAUCGUGAGAAAAACCAGAUCACCCGAAAAGACUUCAUUCAGUUGAUCAUUGAUCUGCGUCGUGAGGCCGGAAUCGACUCAAGUGAAGCGCUGACUGUCGAACAGUGUGCUGCUAAUGUGUUUCUUUUCUACGUUGCCGGUGCGGAAACAUCUACCGCAACCAUUUCGUUCACGCUUCACGAGCUGUCCCACAAUCCGGUGGUGAUGGCGAAGCUACAACGCGAGAUCGACGAGAUGAUGGAGCGCAACAAGGGCGUCAUCACGUACGACAACAUUAACGAACUGAAGUUUCUGGAUCUUUGUGUCAAGGAAACGCUGCGAAAGUACCCGGGACUGCCGAUUCUGAACCGAGUUUGCACAAUGGAUUAUCGCGUGCCGAACAGUGACACAGUUAUUCGUAAGGACACGCAGGUGAUCAUCCCUUUGCUAGGCUAUGGGAUGGACGAGAAGUACUUCCCGAACCCGGAGCUCUACUCGCCAGAGCGAUUCGAUGAGGCAGCACCAAAUUACGAUCCCGACGCGUACUAUCCGUUUGGUGCAGGGCCACGAAAUUGCAUUGGUCUGCGGCAGGGAGUGUUGGUGUCGAAAAUUGGAAUUUUGUUGAUGCUUUCGAAGUACAACUUCAUACCAACCGUUCCGGCAAAAAUUACGUUUGCCACGGCUACGAUUCCUCUCGCACCUGCCGAUGGACUGCCGAUGAGAGUGGUGUUGAGAAAGCAAAUCUGAGUGAAUAUGCAUCUGUGAUACGCAUAGUGGUUCAUUGAGAUGGCAAAAAAAAAUUUGAAGAAAAUUCUUCAACAAUGCAUACAGUUGAGUACGCUACUCACAACAUUCCCAAAUACAUCAUAUUAAUGUUCUUCUAUCAAAACGACACAAGCAGGGAAUGAUUUCAGAACCUAAAUAUGUGCUUUAUA